Messenger RNA from Rhagoletis pomonella (apple maggot), 2341 nucleotides. Its product is annotated as RILP-like protein homolog. Lineage: Eukaryota; Metazoa; Arthropoda; Insecta; Diptera; Tephritidae. The record is from RefSeq and is a predicted model, not a curated record. The coding region runs from base 513 to 1790 and encodes 425 amino acids. The transcript has 6 exons.
UGAUGUAAUUUCUCCAUUCCACCAAAAGUUCAAAUACCUGCUAGAGUUGGCAUCUCUACAUCGAUUACUCACGGAGAAUUUGCGAAACGGUCUCAAAAAGGAGUAAUCCAAUAUUUUCCAGCUGGCGCAAGGACCAAACCUGCAAGGAUAUACUUAUUUUCAGUGCAAUUGUUUACAUAAAAUAUUUAAAAAUACUCCACUCAUUAAUUAUAGAAGUGACGACACCAAAUCGCUCCGUGUGUGGGCAGUGGUGCAUCUAAAGUAGCGUUGGCAGGAGGAAACUGCAGCUGUCGAGUAAUAGAGGCGCAAUAAAACUCUUAAUAGCUAUUUAAACUUCACUCGCAUAUUUGUCCAAAAAGGCAGCGUGAAAAGGAGACUAGUGCUGUAGGAGGAGCGAACGUCUAGCAGCUUAAGAACAACUAGAAACAAUUGCAUUCCUGUUUUAGUUUUUCAUUUAGUAACAAUCAAGUAAAUCGAGUGUAGGAAACAUUGUUGCUAGGUUUCGACUCUACAUGCCCGGUUUUCACAUCAAUGAAAUGGGUGAAAUGGUGCUGGAUGCCAUCGAUGACAUCGCCGUUGUUGAUGUCUACGAUUUAGCAUCGGACAUUGGCAAGGAAUAUGAACGAAUUAUUGAUCGUUAUGGUACUGAUGCAGUUACGGGACUAAUGCCAAAGAUUAUAAAUACACUGGAGCUGCUUGAGGCAUUGGCAACGAAGAAUGAGCGGGAAAAUGCGACUAUACAGGAAUUGCGCGAUAAGAUUGCACAACUGGAGAGUGAAAAAUCCGAGAGAGCUGAGUACCGCAGGCGAUUCGAGACAGAAAUGGAAGUGCUGGAGGAGCAAUGGCGUACCGAAACCAAUGAACUGGUAGAAAUGGUGCAGUCCUUGCAGGAUGAGAAUAAGCGACUUGUUAAGCAGACCCAAGAUCUGCAGUCCUCUUCAGCACAAUCUUCCGGCUUGGGUGCUAGUUUGACCGAAAGUAUUAUUAGUAUUACGAAUAAUGAGCUGAAUAGUGCGCUUACGGAUACGCAAGUGCUGCAGCGUUUAAAAGAUCAAAUCUAUAAACAGCGUGACGAAUUGAAAUUGAAGGAGCAUGAGUUGCAGGAAAAAUACGGAGAAAUAGAAAAUCUGCAUAUACAAGUGGACCGGUUGAAGUCGUCCGCCCGCGAUGCUCAUCGCCGGCGCAAAAUGCUACAAGCCCAAGUGAAGACGCUGUGCGAAGAGCGCGCUGAUUUCCUUGCUCAACUACAAGACCAAUACCGUGACAUUAAUCAAUUACGCAAGCAACUUGGGUUGGCAGAGAAAGAGAAUGAGGAUUUGGUGAAGUCGUGCAGCGACGACCCGAAUGAUCCGAAUCGUCCGCGCUACACCACGUUACAGUUGAAGGAGUUAAUUUGCGAACGUGACGAAUUAAUCACUACUGUUGACAAUUUGACCGAAGAAUUGAAGGCACUCAAGCCUAGUAAUGCGAAACUGGCAGCAGCGGGUGGCGCUGGUGGUGGAGGUGAUUCUAGUUCGUAUGAUUAUGAUGACGAAGAUGAUGAGGUGGAUGAGGAAUCACAAGAAGCGCAUGAAGCGGUGUGCGGCACGCCACCUGACCAUGAUGCACCCGUACAAGGACCUUUACCCUACGAGCCAGACGAUGCUCCUUGGAAGAAGAGCAGUGAAUCGGGUAUACGCAAAUUCUUCCGCCGCCUGUUUUCCGACACUUCGGAUACUUCUAAACGUUCCUUGGCCACACUGUCUAAAAUGGCGCUCUCUGCUACACCUGGCAAUGCGGAUGUUAAGUAAAUUGCUGUGCCAUUGUAUUGUCGUCUUUUUUGGGUGGUGUAAUUAAAGUAUAAAGAGGUCUGGGUACACAAUUACAUAGGCGUGGCGCAAUUUGUUGGAAAUAAAUUUUGGAAAUUGCAAAACGUUCCUUUGCAGUAUAAAACUCUGUAUUGCAUAACAAUUUAUAAACAUUAUGUGAACGCAUAGAUAUUAACACAAAAAGAGGACGAUAAUUGAACAAAAUUGAUAUGAGGUUAACUUUAUAUUAAGGAAAUGUGUGAUGUUUUUAGAAAUUUGUUGGCUGUUACAGCUUCUCAAAUAAGUGAUAAAUAGGUUUUUAUGUCGUUAUAGUGCGGUCAUUAUUGCCAAUUUGUGUAAAAUUUGUGAUUUUUGAGACGUUCAGCGAAAGUAUGAAGCGAGUAGCUUAUAAUUUAUUAAAUUUCGGUUGCAAAAAAUUAAGUGUGAUUAAGGAUUUUAAGAAAACACAAAAUAGCAAUAGCGAAAUAGUUUAAGUAAAGUUUAUGCCUUUGUGUAACACAAAAUUAUGUUACAAAUUUUUUCAGGAACUUUUA